GUUGUGCCUGGCGGAGUUUCCGCGCCUUCGCCUCGGUGGCGGGGCCGCCGCGCUGCGCUUCCAGGAUCUGUGCCCCGCUGCCUCACUCUCUCCUGUCCCGUGCCCCUUGCUGCUGCGAGCCAUGCUGCUGCCUUCCGAUGUAGCCCGACUGGUGCUGGGAUAUUUACAACAGGAAAAACUUACAGCUACCUGCCGUGAAUUUAUCUUGGAAAGCUCAGAUUUGAAAGAAUAUGCAGAGCACUGUACAGAGGAUGGGUUUAUUCCUGCCUGCUUGCUGUCUCUUUGUGGAAAAAACUUGACCACUAUCCUUAAUGAAUAUGUAGCCAUGAAAACAAAAGAAACAACAAAUGAAGUUCCAGCAAUGAUGUCAUCUCUCUGGAAAAAAUUAGACUAUACACUUUCUCAGAUCAGGAGCAUGCAGAAUUUCACAGGAUUUUCUACUAAUCAGAGGAUACGUACAAGAAGUGGAAUUGUAGAAAUGAAGAGACAGAGACUGCUUCAGCAAUCGGCUCCUGCAAACUCGGGAUUGUUGUCAGUAGCCCAUCAGUCAGGGACACAGAACUCUUCUGUUAUAUCUCCUCAAGUUAUUCACAGGCCAGCAAUAACUCAAAGUGUAUCACAGACAAGACUGAAUACAUUGUUUGUGAACCAGACACAAACCCCAGACAGCAGGAUGAGCACAGGGGAUUUCAUACAUAUUCAAGUUCCAGCAUCACAAGAACGAAAGCUUCAUUCAAACUUGCUUUCUCCAGGAAGACGAAAAAGUGAUUCUCAGAAGAGGAAGAACAUUGCAACACCUGGACCUCUUUCAGCACCUAGAAGUUCUCAAGACCCUGAUGAAGUAGUAACAGAAAAAGAGAGUGAGCCACUUGAAGAGUUCAUAGAUGGUAACUUCCCACAACUGGUUAUCGAAAAUGCCAGAGAGAAAAUCUUGAGCAACAAAUCUCUUCAGGAGAAGCUUGCUGAGAACAUAAACAAAAUCCUGAGCAGUGAUGGCAAUGUCACUCAGGCUCCCAAACAGACUGACAGUGGUCCCACUGAGCAGGAGACUUCAAUUGAUGAAAUCCUUGGACUUCAGGGUGAAAUUCAUAUGUCAGAAGAGGCUAUACAAGACAUUCUGGAACAGACAGAAUCAGAUCCAGCUUUUCAGGCACUCUUUGAUUUGUUUGAUUAUGGAAAGAGCAAGGUAAACAAGAACUUACCUGCUGGUAUUUCUGGUCACAGUGGAGUAGAGAAUGCAAUCCUGGUGGAUGAGGAUAACCUGGAAACACUUGAAAAUUCUUUAGGAGCAGAAGAAACUAGUAGAUGUGACAAUCCCAGAGAAUCACUGUCCUGUAAAGGUUUUCAGUUGGGAGAAGCACCAUGUGCCUUGAAGAGCAGCAUUAAUGAGCACGAUAUGGCUAAGAAAAAUAUAGCCAACGAACAGUUGCAUGAAAGUGGCAGAGCAAGGAAGCAGACUGAAGGACUUAAAACUGUUACCCCUGAACAUAUCGGAGAGCUUGAAAUUGCUUUUGACUCUGUGCCUGCUUUGACUGAACCUAGCAAGAGGCAGAGUUCUGAUAGUGGAUGUAAUGAACACUGUGGAGUUUCUUAUGAGAAAAAAGAGUCAUCUGCAUUAGCACCUGGAAGUGAAAGAGCUGUGGAAAUGGAAAAAGGCCCACUGAGUCAUAGUGCUCAAAGUAGUCCUAGCUUAGAAUAUGUUCAUUCCGGUAGUCCGCAGGUUUCUUUGAUUUCAUUGGCAGAGGGUACUACAGCCAGUGAAAACAAAACACACUCUGGAACUAAAUGUCACUUAUCACCAGAUACAUCACUGUCUGAAAAAACACUCACUGAAAGCCCUUCUGCUGGGGCUGUACUGCUGACAAAAAACAGUUCGUCAGUUUCUAGCCCAUCACCAGAUGCAGGAAAAGAACAGGCAGGAACGAGCAAUGCAGCUGCCUUGCCUGCUAUCCUACAAGAGACCUCUAGCCACCGCUCUGACCAUCAAGAACAGAGUAUGCAGUCUGACUGUACUGCAGGAUCUGCAGUGAAGAUUUUGGGUCUUGACAAAGCAGAGUUACAGCUUGAAGUUGUUGAUACUUCUAAUAAAACUUAUCCAAAUGAUCAGCAUACGCUUGAUAAGCCUUGUAAGAAAGAUUUUAACCUCCCUUCAGGACCCUCUAACUCAGGAACACAAGGGGAAAUGCAAGAACCAUCAUCUUCUACAAAAGCAGAUGCUGAUAAUAUGUAUUUCUCAUCUGGUGAUGACACAUGUACAGAAAUUUCUGUAGUAUCUACUGAAAAUAAUCUUACUGCAUCUGAAAUACACCCAUCUCCUCUCCCAGAAACUACAUCCUCAACAGAUGAGUCAGGUACUGAGGCCAGAAGUAUAAGCGGUGUAUCUUCCAGUAGUCAACCCAUGGAUGUGGAUCCUUCUAACAUAAUGUCCCUCAAGAUCAUCAUCAGUGAUGAUCCAUUUAUUUCUUCAGACACAGAGUUAAAUAAUGCUGUUUCCAGCAUCACGGGAGAGAAUUUGCCGACUAUAAUAUUAUCUUCUCCAGCCAAAUCCCCAACGAAAACUGCAGGCCUGUCCAAAUGUCUAACUGCAGAAGAGACAGAAAAAAAUGUAGAUACAGCUUUGGCAGAGCAGAAUCUUCUUGUGCUUAGACCCAAGGAUCCUUCGGUCACCUCAGUUAACACUCAGAAUGAAGACUGCGCUGUUUUUUCGGUUGCAGGUACAACCAAUCUUUCCAAGGAAGGGGGAUUCAUACAGUUGAUGCCAGCAACAAGCACAGCUUUGGGGAAUUCAAAUAACCUUUAUAUAGCCACCUGCAUGGCUGACCCAGCAACCUUGGGCACAGCUGUCACGCCAUCAAAUGUAGUUGUAUGGCCUGGUAACUCUAUGCCGCUUGCUGCCCAAGCUCCUGCUGUGCAACAGUUACGGACUCCUCCCAGAUCCAGCAACACAUUUGCAGCAAACCAGGCUGUCUCCUCAAACUUCCCACAAGGUUCUGCCAUUAUAAUUACAUCUCCAGUGCAGCCUGUUUUGCAAGGAAUGGUGGGAAUGAUACCUCUCUCGGUGGUAGGACAAAAUGGAAAUGCAUUCUCAGCACCUGCCUGCCAGGUUUUGCAUAUGCCUGUGGCUAGUCCAGUGUGUAACAGAAGUGUCCCGAAACUUCCCAUCACCCCCAAAUCACAAAAGAUUCCUGGAGGAAGAAACAAGACUAAUACAGGAAAACUGGUAUCAAGUGUCGCUGAGCCUUUGAUUUCUCGAACACAAAGGACUGGAAAUUCAGACAAGCUUACCACCACAGAUCUAGGAAAGAAAGUGGAGGAGAACUUACCUGUUGCACCAGUAGAGAGCACAAGUUCCAAUUCAAGACAAAGUGAAAGUCACAGGAGGGUGCUUUGCUUUGAUAACGUUCCACCCGCUCCAGGAGGAAACGCCCAGUGUCAGCCUACCAAGAGUUUAGCCCAAAAAGAAAGAACAGAAAAUACUUUAUUUGCUGUUGACUCUGCUAAGGCCCAGGUAACGAAGAGAGAGAAAGAGAAAACAUUGCCUAGAAUUCUCUGUAAGCCAGAAGUUGGUAGCAACAGAAGCGCAUCUGCAAAGGAGCCACAGCCUGAGCGGAAGGUGGCACCUGCAGGACUUCCAUCAGAUCCCUUCCACAAGACUACAGCAAAUAAGGAAAAUGAAUUACGAAGGGAUGCUGAUGAAAAACAGAAGAACCAGGACACGGCCAAACUCUCCAACGGCCAACAAAGCGUUAGCUUGUGGAACGAGAAGACUGUCGCUUCGGUGCAAGAGCUGAACAAAAAGCAAGGGUCGCUGCCGAACGGCAACGCCAAAACUUCGGGGUCCGUUUCGUUGUCUUCAAAGGAGCCAAAGCGAGAACCGGUGAAAGUUUCUAACCAAGGCCUUUGCCUGUCAAGUCCCUUCGCUAAACAGUGCGUGGAAAUGCUGCAAGACAUUCAGUGGCAUAGCCCAACCAGCAAAACAGUCGAAAACGGAGAGCUGCCGGUACCCCGUACGCCAUCCGGCGUUGGGGACAGGCACGCAGACGAUACUACCGACAGCGUACGGACACCCACCUGCCGGCGCUUCAACGAGGACAGCACGACCCCGAGAAUAAUGGUCCCCCCUGCCACCCCAGACUUGCCUGCCUGCAGCCCAGCUAGUGAAACAAGCAGUGAGAACAGCGUCAGUAUGGCUGCUCACACGCUGAUGAUCCUGUCACGGGCGGCUAUUGCAAGGACUAGCACCACAACCCCCCUGAAGGACAACACUCAGCAGUUCAGAUCCCUAAGGAGUGCAGUAAAGAAAAGGAAACUAGAAGACCUGAAUGAGGGUGAGAGGAAUUCUCGUUCUGCAAAUAGAAAAGAGCUUCAAAGUUCUCCAACACCAUCAAAAAAGAAGAAAAUAAAGAAAAAGAAGCUACCCAAUUCUUUUCCAGCAGGAAUGGAUGUGGACAAGUUCUUAUUGUCUUUGCAUUAUGAUGAAUGAAAAACAAAAGGACAAAGGCUGAACUGUGACUCUCUGAAGCCAAGUGGUGGUGUGCUGAGGUUCUGCAUGGGAAGCGAAGCUACUCCUAAAAGAUGAGUUGCACUUUCAGUGCACUAAAGUUUCACUUUAUAGCAAAAUCAUGCUGUUCUGGAAGCAGGUUGCUAAGUGUACAUAUCAAUGAGUUGAUAUAUAUGUUUAUUUUUGAACAAGCACUUGCAUAAUUAUAGAGCCAUGGGAUUUGCAAAAUUGUACAUUUGUAUAAAUGUAAUGUAAGAGAAGUUGUUAAGAUUCCUGUUAUACCACAUUGUCUGUGUUCUGCUGCAUUCUCUGCUCACCCAUCUGAACUACUUACCCAGUCCCUGGGGAGGCUGUGAAUUUGAAGGCAGUGUUUGUAGUUCACUGGGCUGAGACAUGGGCAGCUAACUUGGCCACUUCCUGUUGUCUUGAUGAUUCAGAAAGGGACAUAACCUGCAGCUGUAACUGGCUGGUACUAACACUCUUGUCUCAUGACCCAUGUUAUAAGGCUGUGAAUGACUUUACCAAAAUACCAGUAACUAUACAUAAGGCCAGUAAAACCUCCAGAAGUAUUUCUCAUCUAAUGAAGCUCUUCCAAACCAGUCAGUCAGGUAAGAACUUUGGAUAGGCUUCACCUGUUUACAGCAUUCGGGGCACAGUAUGUCACGGGAAUGCAAACAACUGUGUUCAAACAGUGUGCUGUUGUGGGGGUUAACCCCAAUACUUGUACCCCAAUAUAAAUACUUACAUGUUAGCAAGAGCCAGACAACAGUUUUGAUGUGUUCUGUUGCAAAAGUCAGUUCUUUUAACUGUCGUUGGUACAGUUGAGAAAGCAUUUGUUAGUCCACUUUUAGCUGUACGUGGAAAACUUUGCAUCUAAUCUUUCUGGUUGACGUAGAAUUUGUCAUAGGUGUUAUAAAACUCUCUUCUAAGAGGCACGGGAGAAGCUCAGCCUAACUUUUUAGUAGUAAUUAGCAUGGGUGAAAAUUACCACAGUAAGUCUUGUUCCAAUCCUGCAGAAUUUUCUCUACUGGUCUUUGCUCCUUGGUUCUCAAAUUGUUGAGGUCUUUACAAAUGCAAGUUUUCUUGUAAGAGAUCUGUACAGCAACAGGGCCAUGUUUCAGAUAGUAAUACAAGGAUUCCUAAGGAACCAAUAUUAUGCAGUAGAUGUUUAUAUUAAACCCAUCCAAUAACUAAAUACUGCAUAGCAUUUACAGCUUGAAUAAAUAUUUUUGUUUUACUAAAACAUUGGUGUGCCUUGCUUUGUGUUUGCUAAGUCCACUUUGGAGAUAGUCAAUGU
Molecule: messenger RNA, 5798 nt
Organism: Dryobates pubescens (Downy woodpecker)
Lineage: Eukaryota; Metazoa; Chordata; Aves; Piciformes; Picidae
Product: protein NPAT
Exons: 18
Coding region: 122-4483 (1453 amino acids)
Cellular component (GO): nucleus
Molecular function (GO): transcription coregulator activity; protein binding
Source: RefSeq, a predicted model, not a curated record